AUAGAUGACGUGGACUCGCUUUGUCUCAAUUUCAUUGCCGCUUUCAAAGAAUACCUUGCUGAUUGGAUCGCGGAACGGCAAAAGGGAAACCGCGAUGAGUCUUCGCUGACUCACGACCUUAACCUUGCUCUUCGGCCUCAGAUAGCUCACCUUACCCACGAAAGUCGGUGGCCACUUCCAUACGCUCUGGGAAACAUAGUGCGGCAGUUGAAGAAAGAAAUUAUGAAAAUAGGGUCGCCUGACAGAAAUGGACGCUUGCAGGAUGUCGGAGAUGUGAAGAAGUGGUUAGAAGAUUGUGAAGAGGAAUACUUUGGUAGUGCAUACCGAGCCAUUUCGGAAUAUCUUUUAGUAAAGAUGAGGACGGCUCCAAACGUCAUCACCUAUGACUGGUGUCCUCUGGUUAACAAGGUGCUUCUAGACGCUGUUGAAAAGGAUUCCAAUGCAAUAUUUACUGUGAUUGACCCGGAGAUGGAGGGCAAAGGCGAGUAA
Molecule: messenger RNA, 489 nt
Organism: Haemonchus placei
Lineage: Eukaryota; Metazoa; Nematoda; Chromadorea; Rhabditida; Trichostrongylidae
Source: the annotation of a GenBank genome assembly